This is a messenger RNA of Ictidomys tridecemlineatus (thirteen-lined ground squirrel), 2429 nucleotides long. RefSeq names its product cerebellar degeneration related protein 2 (gene Cdr2). The record is from RefSeq and is a predicted model, not a curated record. Lineage: Eukaryota; Metazoa; Chordata; Mammalia; Rodentia; Sciuridae.
GGCUGAGGCGGGACGGCGGCGGCGGGGGACGCUGCCCCUGGAAUCCCCGGCAGAGAUGCUGGCGGAAAACCUGGUGGAGGAGUUUGAGAUGAAAGAGGACGAGCCGUGGUACGACCACCGGGACCUGCAGCAAGAUCUCCAACUUGCUGCUGAGCUUGGGAAGACAUUACUGGAUCGGAACACAGAGUUGGAGGAUUCUCUUCAGCAGAUGUACACAACCAAUCAGGAGCAGUUACAGGAAAUUGAGUAUCUGACCAAGCAGGUGGAGCUUCUACGGCAAAUGAAUGAACAGCAUGCAAAAGUUUACGAACAAUUAGAUAUCACAGCAAGGGAACUGGAAGAAACAAAUCAAAAGCUAGUUGCUGAAAGCAAGGCCUCACAGCAAAAAAUUCUGAGCCUGACUGAAACAAUUGAAUGUCUACAAACCAACAUCGAUCACCUCCAGAGCCAAGUGGAGGAGCUGAAGUCAUCUGGCCAAGGGAGAAGACAGGGGAAAUGUGACCAGGAGAAAUCUGCACCCAGCUUCUCCUGUCUGAAGGAACUAUAUGACCUCCGCCAACACUUUGUUUAUGACCAUGUGUUUGCUGAGAAGAUCACUUCCUUGCAAAGUCAGCAAAGCCCUGAUGAGGAAGAAAACCAGCACUUGAAAAAGACAGUGACAAUGUUGCAGGCCCAGCUGAGUCUAGAGCGGCAGAAGCGGAUGACCAUGGAGGAGGAGUACGGGCUCGUGCUGAAGGAGAACAAUGAACUGGAACAGCAGCUGGGGGCCACGGAUGCCUACCGGGCGCGGGCGCUGGAGUUGGAGGCUGAGGUGGCAGAGAUGCGGCAGAUGCUGCAGGCUGAGCAUCCUUUUGUGAAUGGGGUUGAGAAGCUGGUGCCAGACUCUCUGUUUGUUUCAUUCAAAGAGCCCAGCCAGACCCUGCUGGAGGAGUUGUUCCUGACUGUGCCAGAGGCACAUAGAAAGCCUCUCAAGCGCAGCUGCAGUGAGACGGUCCUUAGCAGUUUGGCAGGGGGUGACAUUGUGAAGGGCCACGAGGAGACCUGCAUCAGGAGGGCCAAGGCUGUGAAGCAGAGAGGCAUCUCCCUUCUGCAUGAAGUGGACACUCAAUACAGUGCUCUGAAGGUGAAGUAUGAAGACCUGCUGAAGAAGUGCCAGCAGGAACAGGACUCUCUGUCCCACAAGGCUGUGCAGACCUCCAGGGCUUUGGCCAAGGACCUGAUGGGUGUGAACACCCAGUCUGAAUCCAGUGCCAGCAGCUGGGAACCUGCCUCUGUUACCCCAGAGCCCAUCAGUUCUCCCAGUACCACGGCACCACCAGAAUACAAAGCACUGUUUAAGGAGAUCUUUAAUUGCAUUGAGAAAAGCAAGCAGGAAAUAGAUGCACAGAGAACAAAAUACCGCUCUCUCACUCCUUAUUCCUAAAUGAGUCUCCAACUCUACUACUGACUUACCUGUGUCUUUACCAACCCUCUCCCAUUCAGACUUCAGAGGCUGAUGUUGCUCAUGAUAUAUGCUUCAUUGCUUUGCUUAUGUAGCAAAUUCAGACAGCGAGAAAACUGUUGUCAUUUCUACAAUUCAGUUCCUUUUAAGUGUUGUAGGAAAUCCCAUGAUAAAUUGGCCUCUGGGCUGGCGCACUCAUUAGGCUGCAGUUCCUAGAAACACCUUAGAGCCAGUUGAGGGACAUCCAUGCUCCUGGAGAAAUUGGCUUGGAGUUACUGUAGUGGGGGAAAAGGGCAGGGUUGGAACAAAGCUAAGCAAUUCCUAUUGCCUCCUUGCUCAACUUCUCAAAACUUUGUAGAAGUCAGGGUUGCCAAACCGAAAUAUCUUUUGCAAACACUGUUGGAUACUGUGAAUUCAUUUUGGAAGAAUGUUCAAGAGAAAGUGGGAGUCUAAUCCAGAAUAAAUGACAAUUCCAAGCCCUCAAGUUUUGUUAUAUCCACCAAUUGAGUUGUGACUGACAGAUAAUCCUAAUAUAUCCAAAUCCAUCUGAAUACCAAAUUCAAAUGGCAAGCUUUGGUUUGAUCAAAGCUUAUUAGUAUAUGUCCUAGAGGGCUUUCCACCCUCUUUAUUCAAAUGUUUUACUCAAAGCUACAGCCUUUAGGAUAGGUGACUGUGUAAAUCUUUCAUUCCUUUCCCAAAUUUAAGCUAAAGGAGAAAGAUCAAAUCCCUUCCGCCCCCAGAUGUGGUCUGGCUGGCCAGCUUGCCUGCUAGAGCCACUCCUGCUCAGUUCUUCGAAUUCCUGUAAAUGGUUUUGACUUGCUGCAGGAUUUCCCACCUGCUACUUUACUAAGCAGUGUUGAUGUUCUAACUGUGGAAAUACACUUACUCUCAUUUGCAUACUUUUAAUUUAAAACUAUUUAAGAGAACCGAGGUUCUGAUUAUUGUAUAUAUUUUUCUAAAAGCCAAAUAAAGCUACCUGUGAAAAUGG